CAAUGACAUAUACGACCGCAAAACCAUAACUGAUUUUGACGGAGGUGAAGGGCUUUCACUUCAACCAACUCUCUAAUGGCGGCCAAGGACCAAGAUAAGAGCAAACUCAAGAAGAGGAAGCAAGUCUCUGGUGCCAAGCCUGAUGCUGCGAGUUCUAGUCCCAAAAAACCAAAGCUCCUCGCCGUAAAGCACUCAAAGGCUCCGAAAAAUGACUCGAAGAAACCUUUCAAGCGUUCCGAGCACACCAAACCAUUUAAGAGUUCUGAACACGCCAAAUCUGGACCUAUAAUGGAGAAGAAGGACCCUCCCAUGUCAAAGCGAGAACGUCGCAUCAACGCCAAGGAGCUUGCUGAGGCCAGGAAGAUGAAGAGGAAGCGUUAUUACACUUUAGAACAUGAGCUUGCACAUUUGUGGGAAAAAAUGAGGGUUCGCAACAUUGGCAAAGAAGACAGAGCCAAGUUGAUCAGCGAAGCACUACAAAAAAUGAAGGGAAAGAUAGCUGAAAUUGCAGGCUCUCAUGUUUCUUCUCGUGUUCUUCAGACUUGUGUAAAGUACUGUUCAAAAUCUGAAAAUGAUGCUGUAUUUGAGGAGCUUCAACCACAUUUUCUCACAUUGUCAUCUAACAAGUAUGGUGUUCAUCUGGUGAAGAAAAUGUUAGACAAUGCUUCUAAAAAGCAGAUUGCGGUAGUUAUUUCAUCUUUCCAUGGGCAUGUUGCUUCACUUCUUCGUCAAGUUGUUGGAUCUACAGUCAUUGAGCAUGCAUACCAAUCGGGAAACGCAACUCAAAAGCAGGAGCUUUUGAUGGAAUUAUACUCUGCGGAGCUACAAAUAUUUAAGGAUCUAGUUACAAUGAAAGAAAGCAGUUUACAAGAUAUAAUGUCAAAGUUAAGUCUGCCGAAAACCUCAGUCGUGCGCCACAUGACAUCAGUGAUUCAACCGAUUCUGGAGAAAGGAAUUGUUGAUCACUCAAUCAUACACAGGAUAUUAAUGGAGUACUUGAGUAUAGCUGAUCAGACUUCUGCCACAGAUGUGCUCCAACAAUUAUCUGGUCCACUUCUUGUUCGAAUGAUCCAUACCAGGGAUGGGUAUAGGCUUGGGAUGCUCUGUGUCAAGCAUGGCAGUGCAAAGGAAAGAAAGAAAAUAAUAAAAGGGAUGAAAGACCACAUACAAAAGAUUGCUCGUGAUCAAUGCGGAAGCAUGGUUCUUGUUUGCAUUAUUUCAGUUGUUGAUGACACAAAGCUUUUAACAAAGAUUGUCAUCCAUGGAAUUCAAGAAAAUUUGGAGGAGCUUGUUUACGACAAGAAUGGAAGACGUUUCUUACUACAGCUACUUCAUCCAAAAUGUUCACGCUAUUUCACUCCCGACGAGCUGGCGUCUCUUGAUUUGUCUAUAGAUUCUCUUUCUGGCAAAGUUAACGGAUCAAGUGAGGAGGUUAAGCAUAAUGAUGACAUGGAAGAGACAGAAACUGAGGCCAAUGCAAGCUCUGACCCUGUUGAGACCCUUCACAUGGUUGAGGGUGGGAAGAAGGAUCCUUCUGUUCGAAGGGAAGAGUUGUUAGUCAAGAGUGGGCUGGCUGAGAGACUUGUUGAUGUAUGCAUUGAAAACCCAGGCAAACUACUUCAAUCAAAUUUUGGGAAGGAUGUGAUAUACGAGGUUGCAAUUGGGGGUGCAGAUGGCAUUCUUAACCCAACUAUGGAAGAUAAGUUAUCUGCCUUGCAUAAAGCCAUAGCAUCUGUAGUGUCAGAGCCUAAAUCUGAGGAAUCAGAGGAACAUGUCCUCGAAAAUUUCCAUUCUAGUCGGACCAUUCGGAAGUUAAUCUUGGACUGCCCCACCUUUGCUUCUACACUAUGGAAAUCUGCAUUGAAAGGAAAGUGCGAAAUGUGGGCCUCAGGUCACAGUGGCAAGGUGAUUUCUGCUUUCUUAGAAUCCUCAGAUUCUGCAGUGUGUGCACAGGCAAAGAAAGAGCUGCAGCCCUUGAUCGAUCGUGGUAUACUCAAAAUCCCAGAGAAGCAGCCAGUCAAAAAAGCUUAAAUUCAGCCAAAAGAAGAUAUGACCCUGGUUGCCAUAUUAUUAUCAGCACAGAAAUCUCUCCAUGAAAUUUUGUACCAGUUAAACUCGAGAAUUCACAAUUUUUAGCUAUAUAAAAUUUGAUUUUUGAGUUA
Molecule: messenger RNA, 2162 nt
Organism: Humulus lupulus (European hop)
Lineage: Eukaryota; Viridiplantae; Streptophyta; Magnoliopsida; Rosales; Cannabaceae
Product: pumilio homolog 24
Exons: 17
Coding region: 76-2031 (651 amino acids)
Biological process (GO): regulation of translation
Cellular component (GO): nucleolus
Molecular function (GO): mRNA binding
Source: RefSeq, a predicted model, not a curated record